Molecule: messenger RNA, 1096 nt
Organism: Cuscuta campestris
Lineage: Eukaryota; Viridiplantae; Streptophyta; Magnoliopsida; Solanales; Convolvulaceae
Source: the annotation of a GenBank genome assembly
ACCAGCUUUCCAUUUUCGUCAAUUGAAUGUAACACCAUAGUCCAAGAACUGUCUACACCAUAUUCCUUCAUGACCCACAAUUCAAGUUGCUCGUCAUUAAUGUCUUCAAAGCUUCCACUUGUAACCACUGCAAUGGAUUCUUCAUAUUUGAUCAAGGACAUUUGAGGUGCAAACUGAACUAAAGUUUUGGGAUAAUUCAUCACGUGAAACUUUUCGGUGCUCAAAUCAAAAGCCAAAAUCAUAUUUGAGAAGAAGCGACGAUGCAGAAAUCCAGGCCAAUGCAAAACUCCUCUCACAAAAGCUGCCUCCCUAGCUCCACCACAACUAUGCUUGGGACAAACUUCACUAAGGCUCGUCCAAGAAUUCCUAUUUAAGGAAAACAACCAAACUUCAGUCAAAUCUUCGUCGUAACCCCGAGCCACAACUAGAAGUACCUUGUAGUCAUCAGAUGCCGAAUCAAACCCAAAACCUAGGAAGACAUCAUCAGUCCCAGUGUAGGUGAAAUCAAUCUUGGGCAAAGUGAAAUGCAUAUGAAUGGAAGGAUUCCAUAAAAUGAAAUCGCAAGAAUUUCUCCGAACAUCUGCGAGACAAAUCAGCCCAUUACAUGUACCAGCAAUUCUAAAAUCCCCAAAUCCACCACACUCGAAGGGUGCAUGGAACUGCUUGUACUCCUCAAAGGAAUCAUUAUCCCGACGCAAUUGAUAAAAUUCUUUGUCAUCUCUGGUGAAUCGGAGAAGGAGAAGAUCGUCGCGAAGAGACGCAGCCUGGUGCAGAUGAUUGGAAAUGAAAGAGGGAUGCUUGAUGAGAGCGUACCAGGUCUUGCAAACGGCGGUGCUUUUCACCGCCGAUUUCACCGGGAGUCUCCGGAGGAUGAGCGUGAUGAUUUCAGGAGGCAAAUAGUUUGACAUAUUCCUCUUCCCCAAAUAGUCAGACAUCUUCUUCUUCUGCUUCUUCUUCUUCUUGGAUUAUAUCCGGAGAAAGUGGGAUGCCGGUAGAUCUGUUGAGGUUAUAGUUGGCAGAUCAAUCACACCAUUUUUUUAAUUAAAUAGUGCAAGGGAGACUAGGGAGUAGGGAGUAGUAAAAUACUCACUCGGUC